Vombatus ursinus (common wombat) is the source of this 2314-nucleotide messenger RNA. RefSeq names its product transmembrane protein 109 (gene TMEM109). The transcript is spliced from 4 exons. The record is from RefSeq and is a predicted model, not a curated record. Bases 348 to 1127 code for a protein of 259 amino acids. NCBI's taxonomy places the organism in Eukaryota, Metazoa, Chordata, Mammalia, Diprotodontia, Vombatidae. Gene Ontology annotation, biological process: intrinsic apoptotic signaling pathway in response to DNA damage by p53 class mediator; cellular response to gamma radiation.
GUUAUGAUACUGGAUCUUGGUUCAAGCUCCCAGUCCUCCUCUGCACGUUCCUGACUUGGUUAUGCCCCAGAUGCUUGCCUCCUCUUCUGUGUGUUGGCAGCCAGUGGCCAUCUGUCCCUGGCACAAAGCGGAAUCGGAGGCUUUCUCGGUACAACUUCCCCUUUCGUGGGCUGCUUUUUGAGCAGCUGUUCCCAGGCCUGAGAUCACUCCCUCAAGCAGGAGAGGCAGGAGCAGUUCCUGGGCCAUCCUGGAUUCUCUUCCUUCAAAGCCAGGAAAGAUGGGAAACACUUUCUCCCCCUCCCCUCUGCACUCCUGGGCUGAGAUUUCCAGCUAAGUGUUUGAGUUCCAUGGCAACCGAGCAAACUUGGCUGUCCCUCCCUGUCUCAGUAUCAGGUAGAACCCUGCUGGGGUUGGGCAGUAGAUUCACGAUGGGUCGAAUUAUGCCCAAAGCACUCUCGGUGGCCUUCGUGGCCCUCCUUCUUGUGCUGCGUGUGGCAAGUUGCCAGCAAGACUUCCAUUCCAGAAAACAGCAGAAGAGGGACCCCCCAGCGGAUUUCCUGUCCCAAACAGGGUCAGCUCUUCGGGAGACCAUGGACGCCUGGAUCGGGCCCGAGAUCAUGCAUGUCGUGACUGAGACCACAUCUCAAGCUCUGUGGGCCAUCUCCUCUGCCAUCUCUGUGGCUUUCUUCGCUCUGUCUGGGAUCUUGGCACAGCUCCUGAAUGCCAUGGGGCUGAAUGGUGACCACCUUACCCAAGGCUUGAAGCUCAGCCCUGGCCAAGUACAGACCUUCCUCCUGUGGGGAGUGGGGUCCCUCAUUGCCUACUGGGUGCUGGCCCUGCUCCUGGGCUUGCUGUUGGCUCUGCUGGGCCGGAUCCUGUGGGGCCUGAAGCUGGUCAUCUUCCUUGUGGGGUUUGUGGCCGUGGUCAGGUCUGUGGCAGACCCUUCCGUCAGGGCCCUGAUGCUGCUGGGGCUGCUGACCCUCUAUGCCCUGCUAAGCCGGCUGAGCGGCAGCCGGGCCUCGGGAGCCCAACUGGAGGCCAAAGUUCGGGGCCUGGAGAGGCAGGUGGAGGAACUCCGCUGGAGGCAGCGGAGAGCUGCGAAGGCCACCCGAAGCGCCGAGGAGUGAGGGGGCCUGGGGCAGAGACGAGGGAGUCUGGAUGGCGCUGCCACUGUCACCACACCAGAGAGCUGAGCUGCUUCCGCCUGCCCCCAGCCAGGAGAUGAAGGCCGACUCCCCUGCUCUCUCCCCAUCCCUCUUGCCUUCCCCGGGGCCCUUCUUUCUAAGAGGGUCUCUGCUGUAUCAGUAGCCCAGUGGGGCCAUGGAGAGUUGGGAGAGGGCCUGCCCAUUCUCCAUCUCCUGUUCCUACCCUCAAAACACACCACUGCCGUGGCCUUCACAGAGACCUCCAGACACGUGUGGCAUGGAUGGACCUCAGUGCAGCGUGCCCGCCUCUUUCUCUCUGCUGUUUGGUGCCCCUGCCCCAUCUCGCUUUUCACUCCCUCCUUGCUGCCCUUUGGCCCUCCCGCCCGUGCCCUGCAGGCAGCCCCAUGUGUCCUGUGCACCACCACCCGGUGGGGAGGAAACAUGAGCUGGUUGCUUGAGGAGGGCUGGAAUCAGCAGCCCCUGAGGUCUUAGGGGUUCAGAUUUCGGGUUGGGAUGGGUGUAAAAUCUGUGACAAGUGCCUUCAAUCAAGCCAGCAGUGCCUGCUUCUUGCCUGCUGUAGGUAGGAAUGUGUAUCAUGGUGUCGAGAAAGGAGGAGCCUCCCAGAAUCCUGACACCAUGCCAACCAAAGAGCCCCCAUUGAGCGAGCUAGGGAAUAUUGCAGCCUCUCCGGUUAUGUUCCGGUGGUUAUCGAGUGCCCCUGGACCUGUAAGGAGUAAGUGUCCCAUGGUGUGGAUCCAUCAGAACCCACUUGGGAUUUUGGACACCCCCCCCCCAACUCUUCUGUCAGGAGAACCAGUAUAGCAGCCUGAAACCAGCUUCCUCGUUACCCUCCCCUCCAGCAUCACUGCCCAGCCAGGAGGCCUGUGAGCAAUGGGGUGCCCGUGAAGAAAAUGCCACCAUCGCCAGACUUCCCCAGGGAUCUGGGAGGGGUGAGGGCAAGGGGAAAGCGGCAGCUUCUGCCAUGAAGGUGAGGGGGCCCGGCACGGGUUAGGGCUCCGGUCUGACAAUGUCCUGAAGCAAAAUGCCCAGGAAUUGAUGAGGCAUCAGCUGCAAGUGAUCUCUAUUUUUAUUGAAGCUCUUUGGGUUUUAAAUUAAAAGAUAAACGCACGCUAUUUUAUCUUGUUCCAUAUAAAACAUGUUUACUCAAA